AUGUCUCAAGAAAAGCCAGUCAACAUUUCGAUCAACAGUCAGGGAGCUCCCGUGGAGGAAGAAAAGAAGGAAUCCACCACGGCUUCGGCACCUGCUUCAUCAGAUGCGUCUACUACCGUGGCAAAAAUGGAUACAGAACUAGAGCAGGAGCGUCAGGUAUUCACACAACUAUUCAGCACGAGGAAACCAAAAGAUGGGUGGGCUGGGCUUUCUUCAGGUCUGAAAUCAGUGGCCAAGGGUACAGCUGCUGGAAUGGCCAGUCUAGUUGCCCAACCAGUUGUAGGAGCUCAGCAACAUGGUUUUGGAGGUUUUCUGACGGGGUUGGCCACUGGUGUUGCAACGGCAGUCGCCCUUCCUAUGACAGGGCUAGGAGUCGGUAUGUAUCAAGUCGGUCGUGGACUUGUCAACUCGGCAGAAGCCAUCACCAGUUCCAAUCAAGGUAUGAUAUGGGAUGAAGAAAAGAGAGCAUGGUAUUAUUACAAAUUAGAUGACGAAGCGGAAAAAGUGGAAGAACUACUAAAGGAGCAGGCCAAGAAAAAGGGGGACAAUUCUGGAUCUUCCAGUAAUGGACCAGAACGCAAGGUCAAGGAUCGCGCAUAUUAUGAUUUGCUAGGAGUUUCAACAAAUGCUACUCAGGCGGAAAUAAAGAAACAAUAUUACGUGAAGGCACGCAAAUGCCAUCCAGAUAAGAAUCCCAACGACCCAACGGCAGCCAAUCGAUUUCAAGAACUUGGUCAUGCCUAUCAAGUGCUGUCGAAUGAACAAACACGAGCAGCUUAUGAUCGUGAUGGGCUCAAUGAUCAAAAUGACCAAAAACUGCAAAUGGCGGACAUUGAUCCGUAUGUAUUCUUUGCCGUCAUGUUUGGUUCCGAUGGGGUAACACCCUACAUUGGGGAGCUUUGGAUUGCCAACAAGGCGGAUACCGUAUUGAAGGAUUCCAAAAUGGCACACGAUCUGGCCCAAGCCAGUGCAGAAGAUGGUGCCCCAAAUAGUUCUUCUGAGGCUGACAUGGCACAACUGCAGCAGCGUGAAGAAAGAAUCAAACAAUUAUUGGAGGAGGAUCAGCUAGUCCAACGUAAACGGCAGGUCGUGUGUGCCAAGAACUUCCGAAAACGCAUUCAACCCUUUGUGGAUACUUAUCAGUCGGAAAACGUCGACUCACGCGAAGAAGAAGAGGCUUUUACUAGUGAGUUUACGCUGAUGGUGCAAGCUGAAGCGGCUGAAAUAUGUCAAACACCCUUUGGUCACGUCUUUUGCAAGACUAUUGGAAAAGCACUGCAACUGGAAGCCACAGAGUUCUUGGGGUUCGAGACCGCCUUGUUUGGAAACUGGGAUGCUCACUCGGCCGCGUGGGAGAAGCGUUCGGUCAACUUUCAUAAUAACUUGAGGGUGGUCGGUGCCGGUAUUUCUGCUGUCCGGGCGGGAAGCAAGGCCAUGAAGACCGUUGAAGAAUUCCAACAGCAGCAAAAGAAGGAAGAUAUGGGAAAUGCGACACGGGCAGCACAGACGGGAUUGGACCAAACGCAGCAAGCCAAGGACACGAUGGAACAAUUGGAAGACACACUGCCAGCCAUCUUGGAGCUGGCAUGGGCCAUUAAUGUUCGUGACAUUACCAGAACAUUGAAGGAAGUUUGCUUCAAACUAUUUCACGAUAGUUCGGUCGACCCCAAAGUGCGACAGAAGCGAGCUAUUGCCAUUCAAAUCAUGGGUCGCGAGUUCUUGAGCAUUGGUAUCAUUAGCGAAUCCACCAAGGGGAUGACUAGUCCAGACCAAGACGAAACAGGAAUCUCCAAAGAAGAAAUCAAGCUGAGAGCGGAGAUUGCCGCAAUGACAACUCUAGCGAAGGCGCAAGGGCAAGAAAUCAGUGAAAAGGAUGCAGAGUACAUGAUCAAACAACAACGAAUUAUGAAGCAGCAACAGCAAGCGCAGCAGCAACAAGCACAACAGGCACAACAACAACGGCCGAAAGGUGGCGAACCAGAGGUCAUGCAUGCGUAA
Messenger RNA from Cylindrotheca closterium, 1998 nucleotides. The record is from the annotation of a GenBank genome assembly. Lineage: Eukaryota; Bacillariophyta; Bacillariophyceae; Bacillariales; Bacillariaceae.